UCYGCUCUGCUGGCUGAAACGCACUGUGUUACUGCUUCCCCCGCCUGUCGGGAGAGUUGGAGCUCCCCGRGCUGCUCCAGGGGGAAUGACUCCUUUCUGAUGGCUCGAUGUGCRGCUCUCAAAGCUGCUUCCCUCUGGCUGAAGCCGCUCAGGGAGUGAGUUGGSAGAUCUGAAGGAAGAGGGGGUCCUGAGCUGCUGAGCACGGUGCUUUCUGCGUGAAAGGGAACGUAUCUUCAUAGUCUAAUCCYGGUCCUCGGCACUGGCUCGCAUAGCAUGUGGAACGUCUGCCACAGCUGAACAAUUCGAGUAUGGCUGAAGAGAGACAGUGGGCAAUACUGGCCCAGCAUCUAUCACACCAUGUCAUCACCAUGUUCUGCCAUGGCUUAUCAUCAUGACAGCAGACGGAUAUUUGUUGGCCAGGAUAAUGGAGCRAUCAUGGAGUUUCAUAUUUCUGAGGACUUUAAUAAGAUGAACUUUGUGAAGACCUAUCCAGCUCACCAGAAUCGAGUGUCUGCUAUUACUUUCUGCCUGGCAUCUGAGUGGCUUAUCAGCACAGGUCAUGACAAGUGUAUCAGCUGGAUGUGCACCAGGAGUGGGAGUAUGCUGGGGAGACACUACUUCACCUCUUGGGCAUCAUGUCUACAAUAUGAUCAUGAAACUCAGCAUGCAUUUGUUGGUGAUUAUUCUGGACAGAUCACUCUUCUGAAGCUUGAGCAGAAUACCUGCUCAGUUAUCACAACCCUCAAAGGGCAUGAAGGGAGUAUAACUUCCCUGUGGUGGGAUCCUGUUCAACGACUGCUCUUCUCAGGUGCCUCUGACCACAGCAUUAUCAUGUGGGAUAUUGGUGGAAGGAAGGGGCGAACGCUGCUGCUCCAGGGACAUCAUGACAAGGUGCAGGCUAUCUGCUACAUCCAGCUGACACGGCAGCUGGUGUCUUGUUCAGCUGAUGGGGGAAUUGCAGUUUGGAACAUGGAUAUCAGCCGAGAAGAGGCUCCUCAAUGGCUAGAAAGUGAUUCCUGUCAGAAGUGUGAACAACCUUUCUUCUGGAAUAUAAAGCAGAUGUGGGACACAAAGACGAUAGGGUUGAGACAGCAUCAUUGCAGAAAAUGUGGGCAGGCAGUGUGUGGCAAGUGCAGCACCAAACGGUCGAGUUACCCAAUCAUGGGAUUUGAGUUCCAGGUCCGUGUCUGUGACUCCUGUUUUGAGUCAAUCAAGGAUGAAGACCGUACUUCUUUGGCAACCUUUCAUGAAGGAAAACACAACAUUUCACACAUGUCCAUGGACAUCUCCAGAGGGCUAAUGGUGACUUGUGGGAGUGACCGGAUUGUGAAGAUCUGGGACAUGACACCAGUGGUUGGUUGCAGCCUUGCCACUGGCUUCUCUUCCCGCUGAUCUCCUCAGUGGCAGGUUUAUGCACCUUAUGUACAGCAAUACGCACCGAAUGAAUGGAAUCCUCCUCAAGAAUAUUACUGCAAACACUGGUUGCUUGAUUCUCCUCCUGCUGCUGUUCCAGGAUGGACAGUCACCUUUGUAGAGCACAGCUUUUCUGUUGGGCUCCCCGGGAAUCUCCGUGGUGCUGAAGUGCGGUUCCGCAGCCUCUCAGACUGACAUAAAUGGCUUAUCUGCAAUAUGACACCUGGAUGGAAGGACCUGUUGUCUCUUGGUUUACAUAUGUAGUGUUAACAAUGUGCUAUCUCUGCUGAUAUAUCUUGUACAGAUACCUUGUAGCUAAAACAUUACCGGAGUAAAAUGAGUGUAGUAAAUUCAAUUUGUGCAAAUAGUAAAAUAACUUAUUCUCUCUUCCAAAAAGCAGUUCUGGUAAAAUGUUUUUGAGCAGUCACUGUCUGAAUUGUCUCCAAAAGGUAUGUUGGUUUUAUUCCUGUGGAAGGAGUAGAUAGUUCACAGUGGCAGGUAGCUUAUUUCAGAUGAGAUAGUAAGAGAACYUUUGAUUACACAAGAUCCUUUAUUGGCUUUCUUGUAGUGUUUGUCUUCAAGUUCAGUUGUUAGUAAAAUCACUUUUGUGGAACAGCUGUUCUGUGUAGGUAGCUGGUGAGUCUGCAAACAAUCCUGGGCCCUUUAUGUAGUGUUUUAGCAUAGCUGAUAAACUUGUGUAGUUAUGAAAAUGUGCAGCCCACCUACUCUAAAGACUGGUCAUAGAUAUGAGCCAUGUACUGUGACAACUAUAAUGUUGUUGGAAUGGUAACGUAAACAAAUCUGCCUUGUUACAGGUAAUGGUUAAGAAAAAAUGGCCAGCUAAAUUCUAGAGAUCUUUUUGUGGAAAGGCUGAUGUUCUUUAAUGUUAGGGAACCUGUCUCUGCUAAAGUACAGCAUAAAUUCAAAUACUGUCUUGAUGUUGCUUAAAACGUAAAUACUGAGCAAUAAUUACUGAGGUACAGAACAGCUGCUUUUUUUCCCUGCACCUAGGUCUGUUAAUCCUGAGAUAUCUGUAUUGAUCCUUUCCUGUGUCAAAGCUGAGAAGUAUGAAGAAGAGCGAGGAGGCUUUUAUGACUGUGCAGUUGGCACUUAAAGGAAAUAACUAGUGAGAUACUGUCAAUAAACCAGUUUGUCAGUUGAGUGAAUCUCCUACAUUUGAAUACUGUAAAGAGAAUUUAUUUUGUAACUUCGGAAGCUGAGGUGGUCUGUCAUAGAGUUUAAGCUUGGAGCUGUUCAGAUUGAUCUGAAAAUAGAUGCAGUAUGUGUGAGGACAAAAAAUAAGGGUAGGUCAGCUUGCGUGGAACUGAUGGUGUUGUACAAUUAUCAAAGGUAAUAGGCUAUUUCUGGCAGAAGAGUUGAGGGUUAGACUGUCUUUAYUUACAGCAACAAUCAAGUGGUGCUAUAGUGGUAGUGAAUUCAAGUGCUAAGUGUGGAACUUGACACURGUAAUCUUCAUUGGACCAUGCUGUAGGCUGAAAUAGAUAAAGAUCAUUAAUACAUCACKAUUUACCUGCAUUUAAGCCAAAAAUCUGAUAGUCUCCAAAGGGCAUUAGAAUCCAGAGUAUGAUAGUUACUGUUACUUUGUCUGCUUUUCCAUGGGCCUUCUCUGGAAGUUUUGUGAAUUCUUUUAAUUUGCUAGCCUUACUAGGCCACUGAAGACUAAACAAAUUCACUCUUGUGGGGAUCCCAAAACUUGUCUUGCCUUCARUACAGGAUUUAGCACUUGUCACACUGAUUUGAUUUAAAUCUGGCUACAUGCUGUAUAGCUUGGGCUUUUUGGGGAAAGCUUAUUUCUAAGCUAUUGAGAGAAAAUCAGCUUGAACUGGAAAAGCAGUUGCAGCUUUCUGCUCUGAAGGUCUUCACCCUUCUAAACUAGGAAGGAAGGUGUUGCAGGGGUGAAUAAGUUCUGAUAAUGCUCUGCAUUCACUUUCAGACUUCUUCCUAUCUGAUUCUGGAAGAGAGCAGAAGCCUUUUUCCUCACAGCAUGUAAGGCAGAACAUGAGAUACAGUGCUAGAACUGUUUAAUAUCCCUCUGUAACAGGGUAGGAGGAUCUAGGGUGUGAGUUAAGCUGGGAGAUUGMUGUAGAUGUGCAAUGAGUACCGUAUUUUUCAACCCAGAUAUUCUGAAACUUAUACUGAUACUGAGGUGUAAACUCCUUUGCAGUUAGCACUCCAGAAUUCAGCGUUUUUAGUUCUGAUUACUCAGUGUGCCCCUGCUCAGCACACAGCUCCCCCCUCCCUUACCUGUGAAUACUUCCUGUGCUUCUUUACAUUAUGUUUUUGCCACUAGAUAAUAUAUUCUCUACUGCCUAAGGAAUCUAUUUUCUAUAACUGAUAUACUUAAAGAUAGUGUUGGUUCAGAUAUAAUGACAAUUAUGGCCACUAAAUCGUUAGUCUUUUAAGUAUACUUUUGGUGUUGAAUGAGUAAUGCUUACAAACCACUAAAGAGAGAUUAGUUUUGUUUAUAAACAACUAUUUUGAAAGCACACACUCUCUCAUGGAAUUGAGCAUACUUCAAGUAUGUCAGCUCAAGUGUGCAGUUACUGAGAAGCCUUCAUUUGAAGCAUUACAGGUCUCGUUUGUGUAACUUCUUCCAUUGGAGCAGGGAAGGGGAGCAAAGGGUACUAAUAUGUGCUAAUUCUUUCCUAGUUGUAUUUCUGUACCCUGCAUAGUUAAGAGAAUCUAGAUAAAUCUGUCCUUUGCUCCUUCUUGUCUGUUUUUUAAACUUUGAUUACAUGUACAAUAAAAUACUUCUUGAUAUUCACUUAGUCUAUUUGGGUAUCCAUCUUUUUUUUCCAUCCUGUGAAUGCACAACAGCUCUGGCUGUUGCUUUACAUGCCCCAUAUACAAAGUGUAGGUUGCUGGGAGAGCUUGUCAGGUGUGUUGUAUUGGAACUGAAUGAAGAAGGGCAAAGGCCAUAACAAACCCCUGAGCAGAGCAAUGAGGAACUGCUGUGUGGUCCCAGUUAGGGAUGUGUAACCCUAUCCUGUGUGCUGCUUGCCAGCUCAAACAGACCUCUUUGGUUCAUCUGGCACCCCCUGAGAGAGGUUCUUACCUACAGACUACCAGAGGAUCAGCCCCUUUCCUGAGAUCCYUUGGAAAUGUCUGAGGUGCCAAAGAAAUGCUAAUUUUGCUGGAUGGGGUGAGCAGAGCCUACGAUAUAAUAUACUGAAGACACAAACUGCAGCCAUAGGAGGUGGUUAUACAUGUUUCAUACUUUCUCACAGAGAAAGGAUGGAGAUAAACUGGGAAGCAUCCUUAUCCCUCACAGCCUUCCCAGGCCCAAAUAUCUGGCUUUGUAACACAUAGAAGGCCUGAAUAUUGGUCGAUUAAAAUGUUSUACAGCUCACUGUUUCCUUGGAGUAUUUGAGAACCAUAGAGGGAAUCUGGAAGAGUGGUGGCUAAAUAGCCUGUGUGGGAUACCAUACAGUAAUUUUUUAUUUUUUUUUUUAACGUAUAAUUUUAACCACCUUAAAUUUCUAACCUUUCACACAGUAAAUUCCCAUGUUUUCUAGUUCCAACAAAAACUGACUGGAAAAAAUGAAGCUGUUGCUGUUCUGUAGUCAGAAAAGCCUAUUUGGAUGCCUAUGGUAGACCAUUUUGUGUUUUGAAUAAGGCAUAUGAACUCCAGUUUAAUUUGAAAAUGUUGGAGAAUUGCAAAUGGUGUCCUUGUAGUGAAAGCUCAAAAACAGAUGUAUUCAAUUUAUAAUUGAGAAUGCACAAUUGAUCACUUCUCAAACUCCUGAUGUUGAAAACUUCAUUUAAAUUUCAGAUAGCUGUGAGCCAGAUCAAACAAACUACRAAGUUUUUGCCUUUAGAGGGUGUAAGGGCAGGGGCUCUAAACUCAUUAAUAUGUAAAACCUAAUUGUUGAACAGAUUCAAAGACAGUGUUAUUUGKUUUAUUACUCUGGCAGUGGAAGUACCAAAAUAAAACGGUACUAAAAUCUAUACAAUCUGUACUUUUUUCAUARCAUUAAAUAUAAACUAUUUUACAAAUAGUAAACUGAAAUAUAUGGGGUCAUUAGAAACUUUGCCUGCUGCUUCUAUGCAUGAGCCUUUUUCCCCAACAGACCAGCAGCUCAGAGUUGCUGUAUGUGCUGUUUGAUUCACAAGUGUAUCAGUUUUAGUGUAUAUUCUGUGCUCACACAGAGAGAUAGAAGAAUGUUCUUUGACAUACUUUUGAUGUGUGACAUUAAUUUUGGUGGGAUUGACUGGCUUGUCUGCAGAAAAUUUGGUACAUUCAUUCCUAAAUUGCUUUGUGUCACAAAGAUAUUGUGGAUUGUGGAGGUUCAUGUUUUUCUCCUCUUUACCUUGUUUAUAGGGAAAUACACAGAUUAGAGUUUAACUUGCUCCUAGUUUUACUACUAUAGCUGUCUUUCAAGUAWAGAAGAUACC
This is a messenger RNA of Malurus melanocephalus (red-backed fairy wren), 5829 nucleotides long. RefSeq names its product WD repeat and FYVE domain containing 1 (gene WDFY1). Bases 358 to 1392 code for a protein of 344 amino acids. The transcript is spliced from 12 exons. Lineage: Eukaryota; Metazoa; Chordata; Aves; Passeriformes; Maluridae. The record is from RefSeq and is a predicted model, not a curated record. Gene Ontology annotation, molecular function: protein binding; metal ion binding.